AUGUACACCGACCUGAAUCCUCCUCUUCCUCUCGUCGACAUUCUCCUCUGGAUGCCCACAGCUUGUACUGUACAACUGGGCCCCGACAAAGCGGAUCUGGCGCCCAUCGGCAUGGCAGGAUUUGCCCCAGGCCGUUCCCACCCUGGGCUGGUCGAAUCGGGUGCCAUCUACUGGAACUCCCUCGCCUACGUGCUCCCUCGAUCUAGCAACAUCUCCCUCUCGCCGCUCUCUAAGCAGAGGUUACCCGUCAACUUCCUAAUCAACGAUGACGCGGAAUCCGAUGGCGAAUCCUGGGCCAACACUGCGGGUGCCCUAUCUUCUCCACAUCACAGCCGUCUUUCGACGCCGUCUGACCACGGCGCCGAGGUUCGUCCAGAAGUUCGACAAAAGGUGUCUGGCGUAACACUGCCCGGCUUUGAUGAUAUCGCCCGCCUAGCUGGCGGUCUCCUGCCCCCUCCUCCCGUAUCACCCACAAGCAUCACAAAAGUCUCGUCACCUGCGGCGCCGGCGCCCUGGAGCAGCUUCUACCGUGAAAACCUGGCCAUUCCCGUCACGGAUCCCAACGGUGAUCUCAUGUUUGACGAGAAUGGCGAGCAGAUCGUUCAGGUCUCCAAAGUAAGGGACCAGCCUAAGAAGAUUGGCCUCCUAGAUCGUUACCCCGACCGGGCGCUCGAUUACACCUGGGUGGAGUUCAAGGACAAGCAGCGUGUUUGGCACAGAGGGAGCCGACACAAGGCCCAAAUCGCGGCAGCAAAACUUCGCCAGCAGAGGCGCCAGGCUUACGCCUGA
Molecule: messenger RNA, 789 nt
Organism: Parascedosporium putredinis
Lineage: Eukaryota; Fungi; Ascomycota; Sordariomycetes; Microascales; Microascaceae
Source: the annotation of a GenBank genome assembly